AUGGCUGGAAUGUCAGCUAAAGGGCCCUAUGUCAGAAAUAGUGAAGAGGCAGAAGCUUUGGCGUGUCGACAAGCAGUUGUUUUUGCCUUGGAAGCUGGAUUUUCAGAGCUUGUAAUUGAGGGUGAUAACAGCACAGUAAUGAAAGCCAUCUCGGGUUUGUCUUACCAUAAUUCCUUGCUUGGGCAUGUAUAUGAGAAUAUUUGUGCUUACCUAAAUGGGAUGCAGCUGGUUUCAAUAAGUUGUAUUAGGAGAGGGGGGAAUAUGGUUGCGCAUUCUUUAGCAAAGUAUGCAAAAAAUAUUAGUGAUGUAGUCUAUUGGUUAGAGGACUCACCACCACCUGCGGUGGAGGCUUUGUACCAAGAUUCUUUACAUGUUUUUUACAUAGGUUUUUUCCUCUCUAAGCCGUCACUCUUCUUCUCUCUUUCUCUCCAUCCUCAUCGGCCAUCCUCACCAGCCACCGCCACCGCCACCGCCAAAGCUCUUUGGCUCUCUCUAUCAAUCGAGCGCCACCCCGAUGAAGUAACCGCCGCCACCGCCACCCCGACGUCGUCUUCUUCCUCCAACAAUCAGAAGAAGUUGGAGGACGAUUUCGACGCGUUCACCGCUUUGAAAGCCGCCGAUCUGGCGAGGCCGCUGAGGGAGGCGCAGAUCCCCUACAAGAUCCACAUCGUGAAGGAUCACGACAUGAAGGAGAGGCUGUGCCUCGAGGUCGAGAGGCUCGGACUCAGUGCUGUCAUCAUGGGAAGCAGGGGAUUCGGCGCCGUUCACCGCGGCAACGAUGAAGGUAGGCUCGGCAGCGUCAGCGAUUACUGCGUCCACCGCUGCAUCUGUCCCGUCGUCAUCGUCUGCUAUCCCAAAGAUAAGGAUGCCGUCGCUGAAGCUGUCCUCACCGUCAAGGAAGGGGAGGAGGACGAUGAGGCUGUGAUCAAGACUGUCCCCAUUGAAGGUGUCCAUGAGAAAGGUGUACUGAUCACAUGCCAGAAGAUGUACCAAAGGCAUUAGAUAAAACCUUGCAGGAGUUGGAACUUGACUAUGUGGAUCUGUAUCUAAUCCACUGGCCAGUUAGCAUGGGCAGCGACUGUAUCGGAAGCGACUGUAUCGGAGGCUAUCGGCUCUGGGAGCCAGCGGAGGGAGCGUGGCAGAGACGUUAAAUGGUUACGUCCACAACGGCAAUUCUGUCCAUAAAGCAACUCUCGAAAAGUGCAUUAAGGAGCUCCGCAAGUACGGCAGGUUUCAACAUGCCCUCCAGAUUAAUGUGACAAUAUAUGAUUGGGAUAUAAUUGGGAAAAGCGCUGUUCUUGGUUCGGUGACCGUUCAAGUUGAAAGUGAAGGUCAAACUGGUGCACUGGUGCAGUAUGGCAUACAUUGGAUAGCACGUCAGGGCAGGUUUGUCUAGACAUUAGAACAAUAAAACUGUCCGCAAAUUCUCUCAGGUAGCUUUUUGUUGUACUUUUUUUAAAAAUGUUUUGCGUUUAAUUAUAUUGGUUGACUCAUCAAUCUCUCCUUCUCUCUCUCUAAAUAUAGACACACACAUAUGUAAUCCCAAAUUGAACUGUUUUUGGGGUACAUGGCUUUGUAAUUGUGCAGAGAAUGUACCCUCAUUUUGGAAAUUUUAUGUGUUUUGUAUCCUGGAAAUUGUUAUAGAACAUUUUUAUAUUGUUUGUACUUUAAUCUUGUUAAAUUUGUGAUGCAAUCCAUCUAGAUAGUUAGCACAUAUUUCAUUUGACUUGACUCCAUAUUAUGUAUAGUAAUGAUGCAGUAGCCUGAUGUAUUAACAUUACUCAUUAGCUUUCAGCAG
This is a messenger RNA of Quercus lobata, 1798 nucleotides long. RefSeq lists its product as uncharacterized. Gene Ontology annotation, molecular function: nucleic acid binding; RNA-DNA hybrid ribonuclease activity. The transcript has 6 exons. Bases 1 to 1002 code for a protein of 333 amino acids. Lineage: Eukaryota; Viridiplantae; Streptophyta; Magnoliopsida; Fagales; Fagaceae. The record is from RefSeq and is a predicted model, not a curated record.